UGAGAACCAAUAGCCUGAUGCCUACCCCUGACCCCGUAACUUGUCCAGGCUCCUCAAGCUUGCCCUGGGUAGUUGUUAUAGAAGCCCAUAAACACUGAGAUCCCUCUGCUGGAUGACACAAGAAGCCCAUUUCAUAAAGCCACUAAGAAUCUCUGUAUGAACCAGUGGCACCAUCACACCCUGGUGAGGGCACUAUAUUACUGGGCCUGGCUCUAAACAAGCUCUUUCCCCUCAACCCCCAUUCCUUUAAGGAGGAAAGAAAGUGUAGAUCAGCAAUAAUGAAAUAUUCUGAUAUAUAAGGCCCACACUGUGAAGAGAUGAACAGGGAGACUCAAGGAGUUGGGAUCCCCUUUCUACUUAGACCUCUAACAAUCCCCAUGUAUCUCCUCCCCCCUCCUCUGCCAUCCAUGCUAUCCCAGGUACUCCAAAAAGUGUGGGUCCUGGUUAGUGUCUGACAUUGUCAGUAGCUGGUAUCCGUGGGGUUGAACAGGUAAAGUGUCGAAAGCUUGCAGGGUGUCUAUAAGCUAUACAGACUCCCCAGACCCAAACCUGCGUGGAUAUGAGCCCAGGCGGGACAAGGGACUGUCUGCACUUAGCAAGAAAGGAACAGGACUAGGGAGGUAUAUUCUAGAGAAUCUGGAGGUCACUGAACCUGAUCUCAUGCUUACUGCAAGAAAGCCAGUAACUCAGACCCUUCUCUCCAGAUGAAACCCUGCAGCUUCGAAGAACUGAGGAGGAGGAAGGCAGUCAACAGAAAAUGUAGCCAGCUGGGGAUAUGCUGGGGACCUACUAUUCCCUGCCCUUACUCUCCUAGGGGUGAACAAUAAAGAGAAGAGCAGGAGCCUGAGUACUGUGAGUUGGAGCCUGCUCUGAAUUACUGAGGAGAGGGGAGGAAAGCAGGGAAAUUCAGAGAGCUGACAGAACAGAGAAGAAAGCUUGGAACUGUCCAGGCAAUAAGAACCUGGUCCAGGAAGACCUUGCUGAAGCAGCGUACAAUAAUUGGUAUGAUUUAGCUAUACAUCUGUCAGUAUUGGGCCAGAGUGAUAGUACAGUGGGUAGGACAUUUGCCUUGCACACAGUUGACCUGUUUUCUAUCCUCGGCACCCCAUUUGGUCCCCAAGCCUAUCAGGAAUGUUCCCAAAGUGCAGAGCCAGGAGUAAGCCGGAGCACUGCUGGGUAUGGCCCCAAAAUAAAAUAAUUAAAGAAUAUAAAAAGGAAUUUGUCAGUAUUGGAGCCCCAGAGCACCAACCAGAGAGCAGCCCCCAAGUACCAAACUAGGAAUAGCUGAGCACUGCCAGGUGUGCCCUGCAAAACCCAAAAUCAAAACAAACAACAAAAUAAUUGCACCUAUCAUCUUUAAUUCCCACCACAAUCCUAGCGUUAGGGGGUUGUCAUUUCCAUUUUCCAGAUGGGGAGAUUAUAAAGCCAGAGAGCUUUCUCAGUGACAUACAAACUGCAUGGCAUUGUGGAUCUGCCAGCCCCCCCUAAAGUCAGCACAAAAGAGAGCAGCGAGACUAGAAUCUUCAGAGGAACUGCAUGGGGGUUCUGAGGGCGGGGCUGUGGUCUCUGAUCUCCGGUGCCUUUACUCAGGCCCCGCCUCUGCUUCUCGCUGCACUGCCUGAAAGUGUGGGGUGCGAGCUCUUCCUAGGACUCCCCAUCCCCUUGGGGAGAGAACUGCACCUCCCCAGGUCUUACCCAGGAGAAGACCCUCUUUUCCCUCACCUCUGCUCCUUCAGGCACAGGGGUGCCUCUACCAGCUUCCCCACUGCAUGCCUACCCCACCCCCGGGGGUCACCACUCUAGCUGAGAUGACUGUCAAGCUGGAUUUCGAGGAGUGUCUCAAAGACUCACCCCGCUUCCGGGCCUCUAUUGAAUUGGUGGAAGCUGAAGUAUCAGAAUUGGAGACCCGGCUGGAAAAGCUCCUCAAGCUGGGCACUGGACUCCUGGAAAGUGGGCGCCAUUACCUUGCCACCGGCCGUGCCUUUAUUGCUGGCAUUUGUGAUCUGGCCCACCUGGGUCCACCAGAGCCCAUGAUGGCAGAAUGUCUGGAUAAAUUCACAGAGAGCCUGAACCACAAGCUAGACAGUCACGCAGAGCUCCUGGAUGCCACCCAGAACACACUGCAGCAGCAAAUUCAAAGCCUGGUCAAGGAAGGUCUCCGGGGCUUCCGAGAGGCUCGUCGGGAUUUCUGGAGGGGGGCUGAGAGCCUGGAGGCUGCUCUCACUCACAAUGCAGAGGUUCCCAGGCGCCGGACCCAAGAAGCAGAGGAAGCAGUAUCAGCUUUGAAAGCUGCUCGAGCUGGGUACCGGGGACGGGCAUUGGACUAUGCCCUGCAGGUCAACGUGAUUGAGGACAAAAGGAAGUUUGACAUCAUGGAGUUUGUGCUACGUUUGGUGGAGGCCCAGGCGACCCAUUUUCAGCAGGGCCAUGAGGAGUUGAGCCAGCUGGCCCAGUAUCGCAAGGAGCUGGGUGCCCAGUUGCACCAGCUGGUCUUGAAUUCAGCUCGCGAGAAGAGGGACAUGGAACAACGGCAUGUACUGCUGAAGCAGAAGGAGCUCGGUGGGGAGGAGCCAGAGCCAAGCCUGCGGGAAGGGCCUGGUGGUGCUGUGAUGGAAGGCCAUCUCUUCAAAAGAGCCAGCAAUGCAUUUAAGACCUGGAGCAGACGCUGGUUCACUAUACAGAGCAACCAAUUGGUCUACCAGAAGAAGUACAAGGACCCUGUGACUGUGGUAGUCGAUGACCUUCGUCUCUGCACAGUGAAGCUCUGCCCGGAUUCAGAAAGGCGGUUUUGCUUUGAGGUGGUAUCCCCUAGCAAGUCCUGCCUCCUGCAAGCUGAUUCAGAGCGCCUCCUUCAGUUGUGGGUCAGUGCUGUGCAAAGCAGCAUUGCCACUGCCUUUAGUCAGGCUGACCUCGAGAACAGCCCCCAGAGUUCAGGCCAGGGCUCAGGACACCCGGCCAUGGGCUCUGCUACCACCAUGGGCUGUGGUGGUGUGACUAAGGGAAGGGAGCGUGGGGGAGGUGGGCAUGUGGCAGCACAAGUGCAGAGUGUGGAUGGCAACGCCCAGUGCUGUGACUGCCGGGAACCAGCGCCUGAAUGGGCCAGCAUCAACCUUGGUGUCACCCUCUGCAUUCAGUGCUCCGGCAUCCACAGGAGCCUUGGCGUUCAUUUCUCCAAAGUGCGGUCUCUGACCCUUGACUCAUGGGAGCCAGAACUAGUGAAGCUGAUGUGUGAGCUGGGAAAUGUCAUGAUCAACCAGAUCUAUGAGGCCCGUGUGGAGGCCAUGGCAGUGAAGAAGCCAGGGCCCACUUGCUCCCGGCAGGAAAAGGAGGCUUGGAUUCAUGCCAAAUAUGUCGAAAAGAAGUUUCUGACAAAGCUUCCUGAGAUUCGAGGGCGAAGAGGUGGCCAGGGGACCGCACGAGGAUACCCUCCGUUGCCCCCCAAACCUUCCAUGAAACCCCAGCUAGGAAGGUUCAGAUCCAAACCAGAAGCCCCUUCUGAUAGUCUGGAAUCCCUGCACCCUGGGGCACUGCUGUUUCGAGCUGCUGGGCCCCCUCCAUCUCUUCCUACCAUGGCUGAUGCUCUUGCUCACGGAGCAGAUGUCAACUGGGUCAAUGGGAGUCGAGAGAAUGCCACACCGCUGAUCCAGGCCACAGCUGCUAAUUCUCUUCUGGCCUGUGAGUUUCUCCUUCAGAAUGGGGCUAAUGUGAACCAAGCAGACAGUCAUGGCCGAGGACCACUCCACCACGCAACCAUUCUUGGCCACACCGGCCUGGCCUGCCUGUUCCUGAAAAGGGGGGCAGAUUUGGGGUCUCAAGAUUCUGAAGGCAAGGACCCACUGACCAUCGCCAUGGAAACAGCCAAUGCUGACAUCGUUACCUUGUUGCGAUUGGCAAAGAUGAGAGAGGCUGAAGUGGCCCAGGGCCAGGCAGGAGACGAGACCUAUCUCGACAUCUUCCGUGAUUUCUCCCUCAUGGCCUCAGAUGACCCCGAGAAGCUGACCCGGCGGAACCACGACCUGCACACGCUGUAACUCGGGCCGGGCCGCCGCCUGCUCCAUUAAAC
Sorex araneus (European shrew) is the source of this 4063-nucleotide messenger RNA. It is a transcript of the gene ACAP1, whose product is annotated as ArfGAP with coiled-coil, ankyrin repeat and PH domains 1. The coding region runs from base 1770 to 4031 and encodes 753 amino acids. Gene Ontology annotation, molecular function: protein binding; GTPase activator activity. Gene Ontology annotation, cellular component: cytoplasm. Lineage: Eukaryota; Metazoa; Chordata; Mammalia; Eulipotyphla; Soricidae. The record is from RefSeq and is a predicted model, not a curated record. The transcript is spliced from 22 exons.